Messenger RNA from Acomys russatus (golden spiny mouse), 1381 nucleotides. RefSeq names its product TSR3 ribosome maturation factor (gene Tsr3). The transcript has 6 exons. The coding region runs from base 46 to 1020 and encodes 324 amino acids. Gene Ontology annotation, molecular function: rRNA small subunit aminocarboxypropyltransferase activity. The record is from RefSeq and is a predicted model, not a curated record. Gene Ontology annotation, biological process: maturation of SSU-rRNA. NCBI's taxonomy places the organism in Eukaryota, Metazoa, Chordata, Mammalia, Rodentia, Muridae.
ACGCUCCGGACUAAUCCCUGUAGCUGAGUAGUUCACCUAAGGACUAUGGGCCGUAAGAAGGUUGCUCGCGGGUCCAGGACCGAGAGCGGUCGUGUUCGGCGUCCUCCCGGCCGCUCUCUGGACGCUUUCGCUGAGGAGGUGGGCGCUGCGUUGCGUGCAUCCGUGCAGCCUGAGGAGGCCGAGGGCCAGGAUGGCCCGGGCCCUGCGCGUCUGCCUUGUGCCUUGGCUAUGUGGGAGCUUGGCCACUGCGACCCUCGGCGCUGCACCGGCCGAAAACUGGCCCGCCUGGGUCUGGUGCGCUGCCUGCGCCUGAGCCAAAGAUUUGGCGGUCUGGUGCUCAGCCCGGUAGGCACUCAGUACGUGUCUCCCGCAGACAGACAGCUGGUGGCACAGUCAGGGGUCGCUGUCAUAGAUUGCUCGUGGGCCAAACUGGAUGAGACACCCUUUGGGAAGAUGCGAGGGAGCCACUUGCGGCUCCUGCCUUACCUCGUGGCCGCCAACCCUGUAAACUAUGGCCGGCCCUGCAGACUUUCCUGCGUGGAAGCUUUUGCUGCUGCCUUCUGCAUUGUAGGCUUUUCAGAUCUUGCUGUCAUUUUGCUUCGGAAGUUUAAGUGGGGCAAGGGCUUCCUGGACCUGAACCGGCAACUCCUGGAGAAGUACGCUGCCUGCCAUGGCCCAGAGGAGGUGCUGCAGGCCGAGCAGGAGUACUUGGCUAGCACCAAGGACAUCCCCGAGGAGGAGGCGAUCGAUCCCUUUGAUGUGGACUCGGGGCGAGAGUUCGCAAACCUCAACCGGCCUGUGGCCAGCACCUGGCUGCCUGUGGACAUGGACAGCACUGAUGAGUCUGAGGACCACAGAGAAGAUUCUGGGGAGGAUAGCGAUGAGUGUAAGGAACAAGGGCCUGGUGCUAAUGGAGGAGACAGCAGCUACUCUCAAGAGGUCGAGAUUCCAGAAGGAGAGGCUCAGGCCAGUGGCGCCACUGAAAUUUGGAAAGGAAUCAAGAAACGGCAGAGAGACUGAAGGUUGCAAACACAUACGUUAUUGAAGCUGGUGUGCGUUACUCCAGAGGUGGCAGUGGAACCUGGGGGUGGACAGGCCUAUUGGGACAAUUCUGUGACAGCCGUAUUUGGAGUCCUGCCUUAGAGCUGUCAAUAAAAUCAAGAAGGAGCCCCCACUAUGAGUCUUUCGCUCUGUACUUGGCUAAGGGUCGGGGAAGGCUACCUGGGUGGAUCUGGGCUCUGGGUAAGUCUGGUAUGGUCACAUACAGAUGUGUAAAGUGUUAUCUGACCAGCUAGCUUGUAGAGCCCUGGACCCUGAUCUCCACCUGUGGGCAAUGUCCCUUUCCUCAUGGUGACUGUGGGAGAAAAAUCUCCUGGGCCCA